Funneliformis caledonium is the source of this 495-nucleotide messenger RNA. NCBI's taxonomy places the organism in Eukaryota, Fungi, Glomeromycota, Glomeromycetes, Glomerales, Glomeraceae. The record is from the annotation of a GenBank genome assembly.
GAUCGUUUGGGCAACCUUGGUGUCAUUGAUGAUAAAUACGAUGUCGCGAUCACAACUGCCUAUCCUGCAUUGGACAACAUCGUAGUCGAUUCUGUUGAAGUUGGACAAACUUAUGUAGAUUACCUUAGAAGUAACGAUAUAGGCCGAAAGAAAAGAUUUUAUCCCAGUGUGUUUGGCAAUACUUUAGUUGCCAAAUAUCUAACACAGGCGAUUAGGAUCGCCUUUAGCGAAACUCGGUGCGAAGUUAUCGACCAAUCUGGCGCGAUGAGUGGCGGUGGUCAUAAAGUAUCUAAAAGCGCUAUGAGCUCGAGAUUUACUUCUGAAAAGAGAUUUUAUGAGAACCUUGGAUCGUUAGAUUCUCAACUUCAAUAUAAAAAGGAAGAAAUUCCUAAAUUGGAGGUUGAUAUAUUGAAGUUGGAGAUGGAUGCUGAUGCUUAUGCUCAAGUAGGAUUGCCUUCAGCAAAAUAUGAUGACAUGAAGCAACAUUUAAGAUGA